CACAAACAUGAGGUUCAGUUUUCCUCUCAUGGCCUUAGGCCUGGAGGUGGCUAUGAUUGUUUUAUUUGGAUUAUUUGCAGAGUAUGAGACGGAUCAUGGUAUGAUAUACCAACCCAAUACCACCCAGAUAACAGAAUCGGAGAGAUUCUUCCAGUUAUAUCCUCUAUUCCAAGAUGUGCAUGUAAUGAUAUUUGUUGGGUUUGGCUUCCUCAUGACCUUUCUGAAAAAAUAUGGCUUCAGCGGUGUGGGUAUCAACCUAUUUGUCGCUGCUCUGGGCCUCCAAUGGGGCAUUAUUAUACAAGGGAUCCUGCACAGCCAUGGAGAGAAAAUUCAGAUUGGAAUCAAAAACAUAAUAAAUGCAGACUUCAGUACAGCCACUGUUCUGAUUUCUUUUGGAGCUGUCCUAGGAAAAACAAGUCCCAUCCAAAUGCUCAUCAUGACAAUUUUAGAAAUUGCUGCCUUUGCUGGCAAUGAAUAUCUGGUUGGUGAGAUAUUUCAGGCCACUGAUAUUGGGGCAUCAAUGACCAUCCACGCCUUUGGGGCCUACUUUGGCUUGGCUGUAGCAGGCAUCUUAUAUCGAUCUGGCCUGAGAAAGGGGCAUAGGAAUGAAGAGUCUACGUACUACUCGGACAUGUUUGCAAUGAUUGGGACUAUUUUUCUAUGGAUAUUUUGGCCCAGCUUUAAUUCAGCCAUUGCAGAACCUGGAGAGGAACAGAAUAGGGCCAUCGUCAACACUUACUUCUCUCUUGCUGCCUGUGUGCUCACAGCGUUUGCCUUAUCCAGCCUUGUCACACAUGGAGGCAAGCUCAAUAUGGUACACAUUCAGAAUGCUACCCUCGCAGGAGGAGUUGCUGUGGGCACUUGUGCAGACAUGGAUAUUAGCCCAUAUGUGGCUAUGAUCAUUGGAAGCAUUGCAGGAGUUGUCUCCGUGCUUGGAUACAAGUUCCUGACUCCUUGUUUUGCUGCUAAAUUGAGGAUCCAUGAUACCUGCGGGGUGCACAACCUGCACGGCUUACCUGGCGUGAUAGGAGGCCUUGCAAGCAUUGUGGCCAUAGUCAUGGGAAAAUCUAAAAAGUCUACCAUAGCCAUGCAAGCAGCUGCCUUGGGUUCUUCCGUUGGAACAGCAAUUGUUGGAGGUAUUCUUACAGGUUUAAUUCUAAAGAUACCUUUCUGGGAACAGCCAUCUGACCAGAAUUGCUAUGAUGAUUCUGUUUAUUGGGAGGUCCCUCCAGAGAAAGAAUAUGACAGACACUUCCAACUCCACAACCUGCUGGAACCUGAAGCCUAAUACCAUUGCUGUGCUCCAGCUUUCUUUUCUAUCACAUACAGUCAAGGUUAAAUAAAGAAAAAGGCAGCAUGUGAAGAGAAUAUGGACCAGAGUGGAUCGAUGCUAAUCCCCAAAUAGCCAAUGUAAAAAUGUCUGUAUAUCUGAUGCUGUCUCUUGAUUUUAGAAUGCUUGCUUAAUUGAAGGGAUAUGGCUCAUAAAACAGAUGGUCAAUGCUUUCUAUCCAGAACUUAGAAUGCUUUUGCCAGUAAGUAGGUUCAGAAUGACAAUUGAUGUAUGUUCUUGAAUUUUUCCCAAAGAAGUAGGUUACAUAGAAAUCAACACUUCUUAGUUAUGUCAGACUUUUAAUGUAAAUACAAUUGAUAUAAUUCCUUCAAUCCUUAUGAUUAUAAAAGGGAAGCCAAUGAAACAACAAUAAGUACAAGGAAUCUACAUUAGAAAAAUGAAAGAAGUGCUUGUAAAUAUGCAGUGAUAUUAUUGUUUUGGGUAGUGUUUGUUAUUUUAAUAGAUCACAUUAGUAAUAUUAUAUCUUGAAUAUUUUUAAUUCCUUUAGCAAAUUUAGUAUUUUCAGAAAGAGUUCAAAUGCUAUAUUAUCA
Marmota flaviventris (yellow-bellied marmot) is the source of this 1881-nucleotide messenger RNA. RefSeq names its product Rh associated glycoprotein (gene Rhag). Gene Ontology annotation, molecular function: ammonium channel activity. Gene Ontology annotation, cellular component: plasma membrane. Gene Ontology annotation, biological process: ammonium homeostasis; ammonium transmembrane transport. Lineage: Eukaryota; Metazoa; Chordata; Mammalia; Rodentia; Sciuridae. The record is from RefSeq and is a predicted model, not a curated record.